AUGGUCACAGUGGAUUGUGGACGGGACUUGGACCUUUGGGAGUCCAGAGGACAUAAAUUGGAGAAUAGCCAUCUAAAAGUAUUAGCGGAAAUCAAUAAAUUAAUUUAUGACGGCCAAGAAAUUGAUUUCCGAGAACAUUUGAUUGAAUUACGAAAUUCGCAGUUUCGCAAGUUGACAUUUAAUUCGCAUUCGAUAAUGGAAUUCUGGAUUUCUGUUAUUAAUGAAUAUCCAAUCUUAAUGUUUAUAGCUGAUGAAGAAAAAUCAGAAGUUAGCGAGAAAGAAGUAUUAUCAGAAGGAAUUAACGGUCUUUUGGCAAUUUGUAUAUUUUUAGAAUCUCCUGUACCAAUUUUGAUUGGAAAUUUAAAUCCUGAACUCUCUGAAACUCAAUUGGUUAGAUUAUUCCGCAAAAAAGGAGUUUCGCUUUCGAUGGUGGAGAUGAAAAAUUGUUCUGCUACAGCUGUUGUAGAACCAGGACAACUACCAAAAGCAAUGGAUUUGAUAGGGAAACGUAUCAAAAAUAAAAAGAUAGCAAUCGUUGUGAAUGAGGAUCUGACUGAAUCUGAACAGCCAAAAUAUGUCUCACUUUUUGUAAAAUACAUGUCCCCCGACACAACUCGAGAAUCGUUAAAGAAUGCAUAUAAAGGAUGUGUGUCAGCUACGGUGAUUUACGACCCACAAACUGGAAUAUCUAAGGGAUUUGGCUUUGUUAAUUUUACGACUCGUGCAGAAGCGAAUAGUGCCAUACAAACCGUUAAGAAGAUUGAUGGGAGAGUUAUUUCAAGUGCACUAGCAAGUUUGUAA
This is a messenger RNA of Octopus sinensis (East Asian common octopus), 801 nucleotides long. RefSeq names its product nuclear and cytoplasmic polyadenylated RNA-binding protein PUB1-like. Gene Ontology annotation, molecular function: RNA binding. NCBI's taxonomy places the organism in Eukaryota, Metazoa, Mollusca, Cephalopoda, Octopoda, Octopodidae. The record is from RefSeq and is a predicted model, not a curated record. The transcript is spliced from 5 exons. The coding region runs from base 1 to 801 and encodes 266 amino acids.